AUGCUGGAGAGAGAAGCACGAUAUUUAAUACAAUUCAAACUGGUACCUAAGCCAUUUACACCUGGAUAUUGAAUCAUUAAUAUUCCUAAAUUUGCUUGUGAAAGUGCCAGUCGUUGUCAGGUCAAACCGAGAUUAUAUUUGUUGUCAUUAGCAGAAUCUGUGAGACUGUGAGUGGCCUGAAGCAAGUUUAAGAUCUGAUAAACGAAUGCUUCCCAGGAAAUGCCUUUCAAAAAGACUGCCAGGAAAAUACUCCUCAAAAGGAUACCUAUCCUGACAUGGGGUAAGGAAUACACCGGGCAAAAAUUAGUGAAUGAUCUCAUAGCAGGAUUCACAGUUGGAUUGACAGUUAUGCCACAAGCGUUAGCAUAUGCUACCCUAGGAGGAUUAGAACCACAGUAUGGACUGUAUUCUGCAUUCAUUGGUUGCUAUAUUUACGCCAUAUUUGGUAGUAUAAAAGAUAUCACCAUCGGACCUACUGCAUUGAUGGCACUGAUGACGUACCAACAAGUCAUGGAAAGAAACGUAGAUUAUGCAGUACUGCUAUGCUUCCUAUCUGGAAUUGUGCAGAUCAUCAUGGCAAUACUUCGUUUAGGUGUUCUUAUAGAUUUUAUAUCUAUACCAGUGACGGUGGGAUUCACGUCAGCCACUUCUGUGGUGAUAGCAACGUCGCAAUUGAAGAGUCUUCUAGGUUUGAAGAUAAAAUCUUCUGAUUUCUUAGACACGAUGACCAAAGUUAUUUCUAAUAUCCACCAAACGAGGGUGAAUGAUCUCAUCUUGGGCGUUUCCUGCAUUGCCAGCCUUAUGUUACUGAGGAAACUCAAAGACGUUCGAGUACACAAGAAGGACUCGAAGCCAAGCAAGCAGCAGGACACCCUCAAGUACAUUCUCUGGCUGAUUUCGACAUCGAGAAACGCCAUCGUGGUGGUGCUAUGCAGCCUGAUAGCGUUCUACUACGAGCGAAACGGUCUAGGUUCACCGUUCCUUCUGACGGGCAACGUCAAGUCAGGAGUUCCAGAAUUCAAGCUGCCCCCCUUCGAGACGCAGCUGAACAACCGAACGGUGCUCCUGGGGGAGAUGGUUUCGGAUUUGGGGAGUUCCAUUGCGCUCGUGCCGAUUAUAGCUGUGCUGGGAAACGUCGCCAUAGCAAAAGCUUUUGCAAGUGGAUCAACAAUCGAUGCUACACAGGAACUGUUUACGUUGUCUCUGUGCAAUUUAUUCGGUUCGUUCUUCUCUUCCAUGCCAAUCACAGGAUCAUUCUCAAGAUCAGCAGUCAAUCAUGCUAGUGGCGUACAAACUCCUCUAGGAGGAAUAGUAACAGGUACGAUGGUGUUGUUGGCUCUCGGCUUCCUAACGCCCUACUUCGCCUACAUCCCAAAGGCCUCUUUAGCAGCUGUCAUCGUCAGCGCCGUCGUCUUCAUGAUCGAAUACGAGGUGGUACGGCCGAUGUGGCGGUCCAGCAAGAAGGACCUUGCAUGCACCUUCGCCACCUUCGUCGCCUGCUUGAUCGUCGGCGUGGAGUACGGCAUCCUGCUCGGCGUCGGCGUCAACUUGACGUUCCUGCUGCACUCUAGCGCCAGGCCGGCUGUCUACGUCGAGAAACAGAAGACGCCUCAUGGGGUUGAAUAUAUGGCCAUCACUCCAGAAAACAGUUUAUAUUUCCCAGCCAUCGAUUUCAUCAAAUCAAGUGUCGGAAAAGCAGGAAUGACCUCGAAACAUCUUCCUGUUGUAGUGGACUGCCGAUUCAUUUUAGGCGCAGAUUUCACGGCAGCGAAGGGCAUUUCAGCUCUUAUCAAUGAAUUUAUGAUGAGGAAACAGCCACUGUAUUUCAUCAAUACAAGGAAAGAGGUCCUCCACGUUUUCAAUGGAGUGAUGCGGGAAGACUUCAAACAUUUCGAUUCCAAGGAACAAGUGGAACAAACCAUCGAAGAUCUGACUUCUGACCAUGGUGAACAAGACUGUCUACUCUCUCAUGAUUGUGGAGAUUUGCAUAGGAGGAAUUUAGAAUUGAAAGAAAUUAGUCAUAAUGAAAAUUUGUUAGUGUGAAAGUGUACUCUCUAGAUGUGUUAUUUGACUGAUGAUCCUUUUUUAUUGCCGAAUGAGGAAUAAUGUGACCGUGAAAAAUGUAUUUGAUACCUAAUUUAUUAUAUAUGUAUAUAGUAUUAUAGUUGUCCACGAAUAUGCACCAUUUUCAAAAAUUAUUAACCAACCCUUCCCAGAAAAAAAAAACACCUGUAUGAUUGAAUGACUAGAAAAGAUUAUAGUGAACCUUUCUAUAUCUUCUCAGCUCUUAUGUUGAGGAUCCUAGAAUGUAGAAAAAAAAGUGUACAAAAAUCUUUGGAAAAUGCCAUUCCUGCACAUUUAAAUAUGUCAAUUUCCACACUAGUAUGUUA
Molecule: messenger RNA, 2390 nt
Organism: Phaedon cochleariae (mustard beetle)
Lineage: Eukaryota; Metazoa; Arthropoda; Insecta; Coleoptera; Chrysomelidae
Source: the annotation of a GenBank genome assembly